Haliotis rufescens (red abalone) is the source of this 7962-nucleotide messenger RNA. Its product is annotated as exostosin-1b-like. NCBI's taxonomy places the organism in Eukaryota, Metazoa, Mollusca, Gastropoda, Lepetellida, Haliotidae. Gene Ontology annotation, cellular component: membrane. The transcript has 9 exons. Bases 182 to 2365 code for a protein of 727 amino acids. The record is from RefSeq and is a predicted model, not a curated record. Gene Ontology annotation, molecular function: glycosyltransferase activity.
AGCAUAUUUCAUUCACACGGAUCUUUUCUUACGGGGAUCAAACUGUGUGUACACUGCAAAAGAUGGCGGCGUGGUCUGAAAGCUUGUUGUCUCGGUAGACAGUUUCCGGGUAUUUCACCGGAAUUAGUGUACUGUAGGCCAUCCAAAAUGACAGAACAGUGUGGAUGAGGAGGUUUGUUCGAUGCAGGCGAUAAAGCGAUAUAUUUGGGUGUCUGUAUGUGGUUUUCUCCUUGUUGUGGUUUAUUUAUGUCUGGUACGGCGAAAUGGUGGUGAAGGUACCAUAUCCCAAAUCGGGACCCGAGGGUUUCUCGACCCAAGUGACUACCAUGGGUUUUCCGAGGACUACCACACAUCUCCAAAACGGAGGAGAGCUACAGCCACACAGCAUAAAAAACAGAGGUGCCGAAUGGAAACGUGCUUCAACUUCAACCUCUGCAAAAAUGGUUUCAAAGUUUAUGUGUACCCGCGUCAAAACGCUUACCCAAUGUCAAACUCAUAUUCUAAGAUCCUCACAUCGGUACAGGAGUCGCGGUUUUAUACGCCAGAUCCCAAGGAAGCAUGUGUGUUUAUUCCCGCCAUAGACACUCUGGAUCAAGAUGUGCUUAGUGUAGAUUUUAUUCGAGAUGUACAGUUAAAGUUAGAAGCGCUCCCAUACUGGAACAAUGGGAGAAACCAUAUUAUAUUUAAUCUCUAUUCCGGUACUUGGCCGGAUUAUGUGGAAAAUUUAGGUUUUGAUAUAGGUGAAGCAAUCUUAGCCAAAGCUAGUAUGUCAAUUUGGAAAUUUAGGCCAGGAUUUGACGUUUCUUUCCCUCUUUUUGCCAAAGAACACCCUCAAAAGGGGGGUGAAAAAGGUUACCUCGGUGCCUCAUCAAAUAAUAUCCCUUCAUCAAGAAACUACCUUCUAGCAUUCAAAGGGAAGCGGUACCUCACUGGGAUAGGAUCGGACACGAGGAAUGCAUUGUAUCAUAUUCAUAAUGGAAAGGAUAUUGUGUUAUUGACAACUUGUAGACAUGGGAAAGGGUGGCAGAAGAAUAAAGAUGCUCGAUGUGAGAAGGAUAAUUCAGAAUAUGACAAGUAUGACUAUAAGAAGUUAUUGUACAAUUCCACAUUCUGCCUUGUGCCAAGGGGGAGAAGACUGGGGUCAUUUAGGUUUUUGGAAGCUCUUCAAGCUGCCUGUGUUCCAGUAUUGCUUAGUAAUGGAUGGGAGUUACCCUUCGCUGAAGUCAUCGACUGGACGAAGGUGGUCAUCUGGGGCGACGAGAGGCUCCUGCUUCAGAUGCCGUCCAUAGUGCGCUCCAUCACCGAGCCUGAGAUCAUGAAACUCAGGCAGCAGACACAGUUUAUUUGGGAGGCCUACUUUUCCUCUGUUGAUAAGAUAAUAGGAACAGUUUUAGAGAUAAUCAAAGACCGGAUCUCCAGUCAACUGAGACGGUCGCAGAAGUUGUGGAAUACAGUUCCUGGUGCUACAGCCAUUCUCCCGGAGUACGCCGAUGUCAUGCAGUCCUUCCCCUUCUACUACCGCCACCUAGGGCUGACCCCCAGAACUAAAUUCACUGCUGUAAUAUAUGCAACCUCCCCUGUGAUGUCUGCAACUGCCUCUCCUCUCUUCAAGCUGUUGCGGAACGUUGCAAGGUCCACAUAUAUACAAAAGGUUAUUGUGCUGUGGCAUUGUGACAUACCACCCCCUCCAUCACACAGGUGGCCGGCAGACCUGGGAGUCCCUGUCCUAGUCAAGACUAGGAACAUUAAGACUAUUAGCUCUAGAUUUCAUCCUUAUAAAGAAAUAGAAACAGACGCUGUGUUUAGUCUGGAUGAAGAUACAUUGCUCACAACAGAUGAGAUUGACUUCGCAUUUAGUGUGUGGCAAGAAUUCCCAGAGAGGAUUGUUGGGUACCCAGCCAGGAACCACUACUGGGAUGACAGCAAGAAUAGGUGGAGCUACACCUCAAAGUGGGCCAAUGAGUAUUCCAUGGUGCUGACUGGGGCCACUGUUUACCAUAGCUACUACAACUUCCUGUACACCAACCUCCUGAGCAGUGUGUUGAUAAAAACCGUCGACCAGGCCGCAAACUGUGAAGACAUCCUUCUCAACUUUCUAGUCAGCCAUGUUACCAAACUUCCCCCCAUCAAGGUCACCCAAAGAAAACAAUACAAGGAGGCUAUGCUGGGGGCAGCCAACACCAGCAAGACGUCCCCGUGGACGGACCAGUUUCAUUUUCUACAGAGAGAACUUUGUGUGGACACUUUUGCCAGUGUUUUUGGCUACAUGCCACUUGUGCGAUCAAAGAGUCGGAUGGACCCCUUACUUUUUAAAGAUCCUGUGUCAAAUUUGAGGAAAAAAUAUCGUCAGAUUGAGCUUGUAUGACCUCAGGUGUGCUUAGUGAAUCUGCAGAACGUGAUGUCAGUUUGUCUGUCCAGCUGUGUGUGUGAGAGAGAGAAAGUGAGAGAGAGAGAGACAAGUAUGAGCUGUCAACAGCCUGCUUUUGUAUGGAAGGGUGUGUUACAAGCAGGUACUGCUCAAAUAGUCAAGAUGCAAGUCAAUAUACUUACGCGUUUCUCAAACUACCUGUAGAUACAUUUCUAAAUUUGAGACUAUUAUUCAAAGUUUGAGAAUAUACAGGGACCAGUCAUUUAUAUAGCUAUCUAAACUUGUGAAUUUCUAUCCUUAAUCUCUUUUAAGCCCAUCCCCACUGUCUAGGCAACCCUUCAUGGAUAUUUUACUCCAAACUCUAUUGUCCUCCAUGAUGUCAGUGAAGUAGUUUGUUGCAUCUGUAAAAUAAAUCUGAAAAUAAGCCUAAUCCAUCAAUAAAAUAAAUUAUAAAAUAAAUAUAUUAUUAUGACAAUAUUUCAAGAGUAUAAAACCGUAUUUUUUAAAGACACGCAAGACCUGUUGGUUUAUUACUUCCUUCCCAUACAGUUGUCACGUUUUCUGAUAUAUUUAACGUUAAUUCUUUCUGACCUCCCACAAUAAAAUACUGGUUCCUCAAUUCAGUGAAAAAGGUUAUUUUUUAACGAUUUGUGUCAUUAACCCAAUGUCAUUAGUAACAUCUCCCUUCAGUAAAUGUUAUGUUUUCAUUGUGCUUUGUGUGAAGUGUUUGAGUGUGUGAUUGGUGUGUUUUGGGAACCUGACGUUUUAUGAGAGAAAUUUAUAUUACGUGUAUGAAGCAAGCUAUAUAUUAUACUGAUAAUGCUGAGUCAUGUAUGACGGAUGUUUGUGUGGAAAUAUGAACACAUAUAGGCUUUCCAUUUAUGCCUUAACAUUAUGAUGUAACAGUUUUAACACUUUUAAGUUUUAACAAAUAUUUAAACAAUGUAACAGUUCAUCUCUGCACGUUUUAGUUGUGUUAUGAUGUGAUAAUUUAAAUUCUAUUUCAGUAGAUGAAAAUGCAUACUUGUAUUUUAUUUGACAUGCUAUGUUCAGAUCAGAUUUUUUUGAUAGCUAUGAAACUGUAGCCUUUCUCUUAAUCUGUCAUGAAAAUUUUAUGUGUUAAUUUAUUUUUUAUCACCAGAGGAUUUUCAUCUCCAUCUUGACAUCAAAUAACGAUAUUUUACUGACUGCGACAAAUGCUAAUCUUCCUGAGCAGAGCAAAAUGGUUUUCCAAUCAAAAGAAGGCAGUGCAAAGUUAUUUUCAUAUUUAGGCAAAAAAGAAAUGUACUGCUUUUCAGGUGAUUAAUUUUUAAAUAUUGGUGCUUGCGAGUGGAAUAUGUUUUGGAGGUUUUAGUGUCAAAAAGUGUGAUAUCAGAUUGGCAUUCUUCUUGUGUAAUGUGGUCAAGGGGAGGUAACUCUGUAUAUGUGAUAAUCAUGGACAUAAAAUCCUUUCAAACAUUUCUUUUUGUCUAAUUGAGUUUAAUCUGAUUCAUAAAAAUAUAUAUAUAUAAUCAUCAGGAAGUUUGAAUUUUUAUAUUCAUGCUUAUUGUUAAAGGUGUUCGUGAUUUUGAAAGAUUUCAGUAAUUAUUUCCCAAACGGGGGUAAGGUAUAACUUUGUCAUAUUAAAACCCAAACUUCAUUUAUUCAGUGAUCACAUACUGUUCAUACUUAUUGGAACAAUCAUUACUUUAUAUGAGUCAAAUUUUGAUACUUUGAGUAAAGUUAUUUCUUUUGUUAAUGCAUUUUCUGUGCUAAAAUUCCAUUCAAGAUGCAAACAAAAUAAAAUGGCCAUUAUGACUUACAAUCUUUUUAAAAAAAAAUCAAUAAAAUUGGUGACAUUUUAUGCUCAUUGCAGCAAUUACAAAUGUACUUAAUGAUUAAGACUAUUCAUUCCCACAUCACUAAACUCACAUAAUAUUAAUUCUUCCUGAACAACUAGGAAUUUUUUUGUUGAAAAUGUUUCAAAGAUUAUUUAUAUUUGGAAGAUUUUGGACUUUAAAAGAGAUAGUGAUUUCAACACAGAAAAAUUAAUACGAAAGUAGUUUAUGUGGGGUGGGGUCUUAAUAGGUACGAGAUAUAUUUUCACUGUAGUUCCUAUUUAUAGGCGCCAUUGUUAUUGUAUUUGGAUGAAUGCCACUCCAUGUUGAAUGAUGAAAUCAAUUUAGGAGCAGGUUUGUUUAAUUUGCUCUUCUGUAUUAAUUCAACGGUGCUGCCUUCAAGAAUGUCAGAUUCAACAUGAUCUCACUGAUUGGCCAUGACAUCAUCAUGCAUGAAGUCGAACUGGGACUCCAUUACCAUCGUGAUCAGUUUUACAUUUUAACAGUAAGGGUAGAUUUUACCGAAUUUUACUCGGUGGUAAUCUUAGUGCUGACAGUAAAAUAUUGUAGUGCUGAUGCUUCUUUCACCAUCUGAAAAUAAGUUUAUUUUUUAUUUUUUAUUUUUUUAUUCAGUUUUUAACUUCCUGGUUUUCUUAUGAACAUUAAUCAGUUGUUUUAUCUACAAGAAUGGUGUCAUCCCUGGAUGUAUUUAUUUGUCAUAUUCUGAACCUACAUGGUUAAGAUUUGUUAAAACGUUUAUGUAAAUAUUAUUACUUGUAUGUCGCGAUUGUUGUACAUUCAGUAUUUAUAUAACACAGGGCAUUUAUUCCCAUUAAGAAUGUUAUGGCCAAUACAUAUAUAGGUUUUAAACGGUUAUUUAUUGGAUGAUUCUCCAGUACUGUUUUCCAUGUCGUUCCCCACAUCCUGCUUUGUCAAACCUCCAAUCACUAUACAUGGAACAAUUGGGUCUAACCAAUCAGAACUUCCCUUAAAACACAUCAAGGAGGUUGUGUAGCAGCAAAUUUUGCAUGUUUGACAUUGCAAGUCAUUGACAAAUCGGUCAGUUGUUUUCAAAGUAUUAUAAGAACAAUUUUACAACAUUAAACUUCUGGGCCUUAUUUCCCCAAAUUGUCUUAGGACUAUGAUUCUUGCAAUUCAUCUGCCUUAUCAAAGUCUUGUGCACGUUAUAGCACUUUGGUAACAAUUUUUAAUCAGUUUUAAUCUUCAGUUAACAAAUUUCAGUGACUGGCGCCAAAAGCCACAAUCCAAAAAUGAAAAUAGUAUAAUGUUAUUUCCAUUUAUUUGAUCGCUUUGUUGGACUCGAAAAAAAUAUUAAGACAACAAAAAGUAACUUAAAUUUCUAGGUGAUAUUGAGCAAACGCGUUGAUUGUUGCCCUCAUGUGUUUCCAUAUCAUGAUAUCAUGUACUCAUAGGAUACAUUACAAAAAUAAGUCCAGAUAUCAUUAUACAUUGGACACCUUUCAUAACCUGAUAGUAUGAUAAUGGGAUUAGAUUGCGUACUUCAGUUCGGAUUUGUUGACUGGUAUUUCUGGUGUAAGUGUUUGCAAUGAGCAGCUGAUAAUGUUUUUUGAUAUAGGGAAGAACAUCGUGUCAGUGUUGAAACUUGAGUUUAUUAAAAAUGUAAGUAAAUUUUGGGAGUGAUGCGAUCCCGCGCCCUAUGACAGAGUUAGUGCUAUUUUGAAGGGCGCAAUAGUGAAGGAACACUGAAUUGGGAAUUAAAAAAAAAAAAUUCCCAAUAUAUGAUAUUCAUGAUAUGGAAGCACAGUCUGCCAGUAAUAUCUAUUUCACUGGCAAUUUAUGACGUUAUGUAAAGAUUUGAAAUACAAAUUUCUUAGAUUUUUCGUUCCCAUUGUGUCUGGGGUGUGGUCGGAGGUUUGGCAUGCUGUUUCCCGGUUUGUGCAUGUGAGGAACUUCAUGCACUAUUUAGUAAGGGUUUCAAGGACGAGGGACAUUUAGAUGGGGAUAAAUGUCAUUUUAUUGAACAAAUUAAGCACAGAGGAAAUGAGGGAGACCCACAAGCAUUGCUGGUCAUUGUAUGUUUAGAGCUUUAUCGUAACAUAUACCUCAUUGAGAUAUUGAUUAUCACAUCAGCAUUGAGUUUUCAAAUAAUUUGAACACCUCAUAGUUAUGCAAUUGUUAAAGUGUGAAUUAUUUCAGGAUAUUACAAGUGUGAUACGGCUAUUCUCAAAUAUCUUUAUUAAGAGUGAUAAAGAGUUCUUUUACAUGUAAUUCCAAAAAGUUUAUUUAUUGAAAAUCUUAAAUUUAUCAGAGUACAAAACUAUUGACAUAUAUCUCGUAAGUAUGUUUGUUUAUUCUUGCACAUUUGAAGCAAGACCUGUUUCAAUAAACUGAUGCUUUUAAAUUAGUAUAUGUUUAGAAAUGGUAUGUAAGUACAUUAAUACAAAUCAGUAUGCUUUGAGUUGAAAGAUUCUUUUGAAGCUUUGCUCUGUAAAAUGCAAGACAAAAUACACAGUAACUUUAUGGAUUCAUUCCAGAUUGCCACAAGUUAAUUACUCGCUUGUUGCCUUCCUUCAAAUUUUGUCCCAGUUUGGACUGGUUCCAGUUUAGUGAUUAAGUUAUCUCCCUUGUCCACCAGACAAACAGCACAACACCAGACAAUAAAGGACCCUUACUUCAGGUGGAGUUAACAUUGUUUCCUGAGUCAAUACAUAAAUAUCAAAUGUAAAAAAUGUUAAGCUCAGAGUUAAUCUCAUGGACUCAAACCAUAAGAUGUGCCGUGUCUUCGCAUCAACAGAUUUGACACACAAGCAAUUAGUUUGUUGUAGGCUAAUGGCUUGUUAAGGCGGGUGACUUGUUAUUUCAAAUGUAUAGGGGAACAUUUCAAUUCUAAAACACAAAUCAUGAUUGAAAUAAAAUGUCCAAAAUGAUACAGAAUUGACAUGUCAUUAAUGCAUAGAGGUCUCAGAUUGGUUGAAAAUGUUUAAGAAAAAGGAGAAAUUGGUAUUACUUUAUAUAUAUAUAUGAGAAUGUAAUAUGAUACCCUCAAUUCCUACUAUAACAUAUGGUUGAUAUUGGAAAAUGCUAAUGUAUCUAGAGGCAAUAUUUUUGUAUUUAAUACAGGUAUUUAUUAAUGCAAGAUUGUUUGAUGUAACGUCUUUACACAGUUGCAGCAUAACACUGUGGUCACUAUUGCAGUCGAAUAGACAUAACACUGAGUGAGCUUUUCAUUGACCAAUAUUUAGCAUGGAAAUAACUGUAAAUAUUUUGUAUUAAAUAAAGCAACUCUUCAGUCAGCAUUUAGUGAUGUACAAUCUGAACAAGGUCAAAGGUUAACUUGAUUAUGAUGUUGGUGAAGUUUGAUAAGAGGAAUAUUAAGUGGACUUAUAUGGGAUAAUGAUUUUGUUCAAUUUUUUUUUUUGUCGGACCAUCUCACUAGACGAUCUUCAAUGGCGAGUUUUCAGUUGCGUAUCAGAUUACAGACAUUUAGAGAUAGUUUUGCGUGUAUGGGCUUUUCUGUUCUAUCAAUUAUUGGUGCACAAGUCUGUUGUUCACCCAUAUUAUAUCAGAUUUUGCCUGUUAAGCAACUUUACACAAUGGGCUAGUCCUGUUGGUCUGACACCGAUACUGUGCACCAAGUGUUGAUACUGUACGGGGGCCCCUGGGUCAAGGUCAUGUUGAUGUACAUAUAGGUAGUGAUGGCGGCGAGGAUGCAUAAAGUAUGUGUGUCAAUAUCUUGUGUAUAUAAAUAAAUAAACAUUUGUACAUGCUUCAAUAAACUGUAUAUUACAAUAUGAA